AUGGGUGUAUACGAAGAGUCAAAAGAACGUUUGGUUGGUCUUCAGAAUAAAGUACAACGCGUGUAUGACGCCGGUGAAGCACUUACAAAAGACCAAUCGAAGACAGCGAGAUCAAAAUUCAAAAUAAUGUAUGCGUCGUUAGAAAGCAUAUCUAACGAUUUUGAAACGCAUCUUAAAGUCGUUAUACGUCAGCAGUGUAAAGGCGGCGCAAGCGGACCAGAUGGAAUAGACACAGAAAAAGAACGUGCUGAAUUUGAAGAAAAAUAUAUUGGUUGUAAAAUCCUCGCAGAUGAGCAUUUACCAGAGUCAUUUGCCGAGGCUAGUUUGAACCAAACGUUUAUGGAGAAAAAAGUUCCUCAGAUCAAUAUUCCGGUAGAAAAAUUGCCAGUACCUCACUUCAAUGGCGACCAAAAAGAAUAUACGAGUUUCCGCAACCAGUUCGAUGUACUAGUACAUAAUAAUGAAGUUUUUAGACCGGUCAUUAAGUUUAGUUAUUUAAAGGCGUACUUAGAAGGUGAACCGUUAAAACUUAUAAACAAUCUAAUGCUCAGUGAUGAGAAUUACGAACUAGCAUUGAAUAUUUUAGACAAGCGGUACUCAAAUAGGCGCACAAUAGCACACGACCACUUCGACCAGCUUUGGACAGCUCAAAAGGCCAUACUAGGUGACUCAAAAUCAAUACGACAAUUAUUGAACACCAUUACCGAAUCAGUCGGAGCAUUAAAAACCCAGAAGUAUGCUGUUGACCAAUGGGACCCAAUAUUAUUAUACUUAUUUCAAAAAAAAUUGAAUGCCCCACUAAGAGGUCAAUGGGAACUAUUAGUCGAUACCAACGACGAUCCAACCGUCGAGGACUUCGUAACAUUUUUGACCAAGUUUUGUAAAGCGGCAGGUGCUGGCCAGUCCAGUGCAAGUGGACGUGAAAAAGCAUCAACUACAAAACCUGACAAAAUCACAACACUGCAUACUACACAAUCGAAGUUCAAAAAACCUAAACCCAUGCACGCUUAUGCAAAUGAACAAAAAAAAUCAUUCUCGUGUCAAGUGUGUAAGGCAACACCGGGACAUUUAUUUAUUUAUUGUCCGGACUUCAAACAAAAAACACCAGCCGAAAGACAUCAGUUGAUAAAGGAUCUCAAUCGAUGUUACUUGUGUUUCAGUGAACACAUGUCGGUGAACUGCAAGAGUACACGAGUGUGUGAGGUGUGUGGGGGACGCCAUCAUUCUUGGCUACAUUUGGACAACAAUGCAGUGGAGGACCAAUCAAAUACUUUAUUGUCCUCUGUAGGCAAUUUGCCGAUACGCUCACAAGUGCUCAUGUCUACCGUAGAAAUUCUCAUACAAGACGCCAAUGGGUGUUAUCAAAGAGCACGAGCAUUGUUAGAUUCUGCUAGUGAGAGUAGCUACAUGACCGAAAGUUGUCGACAUAGACUAGGUGUAUCGCGGCAGAAGUGUCAUUUAGCAGUUAGUGGCAUAUCUGGAGUGAAAGUACCCACGAUAAAAGCUCGAGCGCAAGUAGUUAUUCGCCCUGUACGACACCAUGAACAGCAAAUGACAAUCGAAGCGUAUGUAGUAACACAAAUUACCGGAUGUACGCCGUCCAAACAUAUACGAGAUGCAGAUUGGGUGCAUCUAAAAGAUCUUGAACUAGCCGAUCCAAAUUUCAACGAACCAUUACCCGUAGACGUACUGCUAGGCGCCGAAGUUUUCCCCUACAUCAUACGAAGUGGGCGACGGGAAAAUUUACUAAGUGAGCCAGUUGGUAUCGAAACAGUGUUCGGUUGGGCUCUAAUGGGAAACACAGGUAACACUAAUCCUAAGAGAAGCACUACGUUAUUAACAUCUUUGGACAGUGUAGAUCUUGUGUUACGACGGUUCUGGGAAAUAGAGGAAUUAUACAUCUAA
Acyrthosiphon pisum (pea aphid) is the source of this 1905-nucleotide messenger RNA. RefSeq lists its product as uncharacterized. The transcript is spliced from 2 exons. NCBI's taxonomy places the organism in Eukaryota, Metazoa, Arthropoda, Insecta, Hemiptera, Aphididae. The record is from RefSeq and is a predicted model, not a curated record. The coding region runs from base 1 to 1905 and encodes 634 amino acids.